AUGGAUAUUAUAACAGUUGUACACCCAAAUCCUUCAUCGCCAACUGGUAGUAGAAAUCCUCUACUGCCCAGAACAACAUCACCUCAGCAGACGCCGGCACAUAACAUUCGUCGUAAGGGAUCUUUCAUCAGGGCAAUCCCAGACUCUUCGGAAGAAUCUCCGCCAAGCACUGACAAUUCCAUAUUUGAAGCAUUUUUGUUUUCCAAUAGCAAUAGUGAAGACAGUGUACAUAAAUCUGAUACAUUACUACGCUCCAAACAAGCGACCUGCGAGGUUUUUCCAUCUAAUGACGAAAACAUGAAACAAACAUCAAUCUCUACUCAACCCGAAUCUACAACGACGGAGUUUCUCUAUGGCCAUGGUACGGUCCUAGAUACCAUAACGGAACAAAAGAGUUAUGGUACUAUGCGUAGUGUCACUCGUACCAAAUCAGCAGAUGAUAUAUCCACCAUUCGUAGCGUCGCCCGUACGAAAUCCGCAGAUGGCAUCUCUACUUCUCCACUUCUUGGUCAUCGUGACAGUUUUACUAUAGCCAAAAAUCGUCCUCGACACAAGCAAUCUUUCAGUCUUGACGACAUAUGGUGCAUUAAGGAUUCCUAUCACGACGCAUGUGCCAUGAUUGACCAAGCUGCCCGACGCAGAUUAUCCAUCCACGAAGUCUAUGCCAAGCCCAAAGAGCCUCUUCUUGCACCCCCAGAACGCCCUGAUACACCACCAGGAUGUCCCUCUUGGACUGAAGCACAAAGACCUGGUCCACGCCAGCAUUUAAUACCUCAUCAUACUCGUCUUCAAAGGCUUCUAAGAAUGCCGUCAUCGGGGCUCACACUUUCACCAACACCUGCGAGAUCUUUCUUCACCGGGAGGGUCGUGUCGGCUCCAGGACUCACAAGACUUCCUCCUCGUUUCAGAGCCCCAAGAAGUGUAUACUCAGCCAUCGAUACCCAUCCAUUCAGCAAUGCACCAGUCCAUAAAAUUGAUCCCGAACCACCAAUCGAAGCACCCCGUCCUAUUGUAGCCCCAAUCUUGAGCCAUCAUCCUCGAACCUCUUCACUUCCCUCGGCCACUCCACUAACAUUAACAAAUUCCAACGCUAAAGGCAAGGGAAAAUCCAAAUCCAAAUUCGCUCGUUUCACUCCCUCGGCCACUGCCCGCGACUCCGAAAUACUUAACUUACAACACGCAAUUGAAGCAACUAGCUCGACAGCUCUUCACCCAUUAGUCGAUCAUUCCAACUUUCAUUCUGUGCCGAUAAAGAUACCAAAAUGUCCGCAUAGAAAGGGAAGAAAAUAUGCUAUGAAUGAAGUGAAUCAGAGAUUCAAUUCACCAGUUGAUGCUUAUCAAGUUCCAAGAAGCAACCAGUACUUACCCCUUCCGUCUGUGGCACCUCUUCCUAAACUACAGAUGCCUAGCAUAAGGGGCUUACGAUCGAUGGGCGAUUCGGCUAUUUCGCUUCACGCUUCUACGUAUUCUGGAGAGAGACAUCCUACUUCGAUUGAUAUCAAUCAUGGCACUAACAGAGAUAACGAUGAAAUUCGCAGAGUAUCCCUCUCUCCCUCUCUCAUCAGCGACAUCAAUGCUGAAUUCCCAAAUACAAGUCGAGACGACGUCGAUCUUGGCAUCAUUGAUCUGGAACAUGAGAAUCGUACAAGUGUUUAUACAAGGUCUCCAGGUACACCGUUAGCAUCUCGAUCAGCAUCCGCAAAUACGAGUGCGAACACGAGCGGGUAUUUCAUGACUGGCGCAUUGCAUAUCCCGCAUGUAGAGAGGGGUGAACAACAAGCGCUCAAUGUGCCGAUUUUGACGGGAGCGAGAAUGAUGAAUGUAUGGAGUCCGAGUUUGAGAAUGGGUGGCGAUGGAUAUGGAACGGGGAUUUCGGAGGGGGAUUUGGCUAGUGUUGCCAGAGCUGAAGACAAAAAAGAUAUUGAUGAAAGUCUUUGUUGGAAAUGUAAAGUUAUAGGCGCGAAGAGAAAAGUGGAAGAUUGGAUAGAUAGAGGGGGUGAUUGGGUUUGUUUUGUUUGUUGUGGGGGGUGGGAGGAGGAGAGGGGAGAAGUGGCAGACCAGAGAGAGGCGGAGAGGAGGAGGAGAAUUGUUUUGGGGGGAGUACCGGGUGUGGGUAUUUAG
Molecule: messenger RNA, 2121 nt
Organism: Botrytis deweyae
Lineage: Eukaryota; Fungi; Ascomycota; Leotiomycetes; Helotiales; Sclerotiniaceae
Exons: 1
Coding region: 1-2121 (706 amino acids)
Source: RefSeq, a predicted model, not a curated record